Molecule: messenger RNA, 726 nt
Organism: Lathyrus sativus (Indian pea)
Lineage: Eukaryota; Viridiplantae; Streptophyta; Magnoliopsida; Fabales; Fabaceae
Source: the annotation of a GenBank genome assembly
AUGAGAGAAAAUAUAGUGUUGUUUGGAGAUUCAAUAACGGAGCAAUCUUUCGAAAAUGGUUGGGGUUCUUCACUCGCCAAUCACUAUUCUCGCAAGGCUGAUGUAAUUGUCCGUGGCUACGACGGUUACAACACUAGAUGGGCUUUGUGCUUACUCAAUCAUAUCUUCCCACUCGAGUCACGUAAACCGCCGGUAGCUACCACGGUUUUCUUUGGUGCAAAUGACGCGGCUUUAAUUGGAAGAACCCGUGAAAGACUACAUGUGCCUAUUCCAGAAUACAAACAAAACCUCAAAAAAAUUGUCAAUCACUUGAAGUCAAUCUCACCAACUAUGCUUAUUGUGCUUCUCACGCCACCUCCAGUUUGUGAGGAAGGGCGCCGAGCAUUUGCCAUAUCCUUAUACGGUGAUAAUGCUAGUAUUAAAUUGUCGGAAAGAACAAAUGAAGUUACUGGUAAAUAUGCAAAAGCAUGUGUUGAGACAGCUAAGGAAAUGGGUGUGCCUUAUAUUGAUAUCUGGUCCAAAAUGCAAGAAACUGAUGGCUGGAAAAAGAAAUUUUUAUGCGAUGGGUUGCACCUGACAGUAGAUGGAAAUGCGGUAGUAUAUGAACAAGUGAUCAAAGUGUUCAAUGAGGCUGGACUUUCUGCUGAUAAAAUGCCAUUGGAUUUUCCUGACUACACUGAAAUUGAUCACAAAAAUCCUGAGAGUUCUUUCCAGCAGAAAGAUUAG